Molecule: messenger RNA, 839 nt
Organism: Arachis ipaensis
Lineage: Eukaryota; Viridiplantae; Streptophyta; Magnoliopsida; Fabales; Fabaceae
Source: RefSeq, a predicted model, not a curated record
CUUGAUAUGAAAAAUUAAAGAUAAUAAUGAAUGAGAAAUUGAGAGCAAUAGGUUAGAAAGAAGGAAAUGUUUGGCUUCCUUUGUUUUUUGAAAUUAUUUGUGUAGAGUAAUUUGCUUGAUCUUCUUCCCUCGCAAACAUCUUUGUUGUUGGUAUCAUGUGAAGAAAGGUUUAACAUUGUGGAAUACGUAGGUAGCGGUAUAGGUAUAGGUAUACGUAUGAGGCGAUGUACGUAGGAAUAUAUAUAUAGGGUUUGAGGAUGACGAAGAUUGAUUACGUGUUCAAGGUGGUUUUGAUCGGUGACUCCUCUGUUGGCAAAACGCAACUUCUUGCGCGUUUCGCCAGGAAUGAAUUUAGUGCCGAUUCUAAAGCAACAAUUGGUGUUGAAUUUCAGACCAAAACUCUCAUCAUUGAUACCAAGACCAUCAAGGCUCAGAUAUGGGAUACCGCUGGCCAAGAAAGGUACCGAGCAGUUACUAGUGCAUACUAUCGAGGUGCUCUUGGAGCAAUGAUAGUUUAUGACAUGGCUAAGAGGCAAUCGUUCGAACACAUGGCUAAGUGGUUACAAGAACUGAGGGACCACGCUGACAAGAACAUUGUUGUGAUGCUUAUUGGAAAGGAUUUUGCACACAGGGAGAACCUCUUCUUCAUGGAGACAUCAGCUCUUGAUUCCACGAAUGUUGAAACUUGCUUUAUCACCAUUCUAACUGAGAUAUACAAAAUUAAUGCCAAGAAACCACUUUCUGGUGCUGAUGAUAUCAAUGGUACUAGUCUCAGGGGAACCACCAUAAUUAUUAAUAACCAUGAUGAUGAUGCUGGAAAAGGUUGCUGUUUGUCCUAG